This is a messenger RNA of Tricharina praecox, 2792 nucleotides long. RefSeq lists its product as uncharacterized. The record is from RefSeq and is a predicted model, not a curated record. The transcript has 7 exons. Gene Ontology annotation, molecular function: zinc ion binding; DNA-binding transcription factor activity, RNA polymerase II-specific. The coding region runs from base 174 to 2555 and encodes 793 amino acids. Gene Ontology annotation, biological process: regulation of DNA-templated transcription. Lineage: Eukaryota; Fungi; Ascomycota; Pezizomycetes; Pezizales; Pyronemataceae.
AUGCACUCUACAAACCUACCAGUGCACGAAUGAUUUCCAUCUGUCCACGGUGAACGUUGGUCCUUAACUACUAGCACAGUGCCGGUGCUCCGCUUGCUGGCUCGCUGCUGGCAAUCUGCAUACACACGCACUGACCAAUCCUCAGCAUCCCACGAUCCGGAAGUCCGAAGAAUAUGCAACCUCUCGGCUGGCGGCGGCUGCAUAACAAAAGUCUCAGAUUCAUCAUUCGGUGGUUUUGCUUAUUUGUCGUCAGCCCUGGCCGGACUUACGACAGUCCGAGAGUCCGGGUUGCUCCCAGCAUGGAUUCGCAGCACUGGACUCAUAAACGUCCGAAAGUCCGCGCGCAAGUGAGAGAGAGCUCUCCCGUUCUCCCACACCAGUCACAUCUAAACGGCCAAAAAAAGAAGCGCAAUCGUCCCAAUAUGCCGCGACAAGAAAGUGACGACCGAGCAGAGAUAUCCUGCAAUUCCUGCAGGGAAAGAAAGAUUCGCUGCAACCGUGUAAGACCGGCUUGUGACAAAUGCCAGACCCUUGGCUUGAAUUGCGCCUAUCCUGCGAGGAAGCAGAGGUCGAAGCGCGCGCUGAGCACGGAAGAAGCGCUGAAGAACAUUUUUGACCGUCUGGAACGAUUGGAGACUACUGUCGCAAAUGCAAUAUCAAAUGGGACCGUGCAGCAGCAGCAGCAGCAGCAGUAUCAGCAGGAGAAGGAGGAGGCGGAGCAGUCGCAGCAAUCUAUUGAGCUGCAAGAUGAUCAGCCGAAAAACACUCCGACGCCUGGUGCAGCGUCUGCUGGCAGCAGCAGUAGGGGAAGCCCGUUCUCGCGGACCGAAACCUUGGCUGUAAACAGAACCUUUAAGCGUCCGGCAACCCGUAGUCCUUCGGCGGCAGUGCAGGCGGAAGAAGCCAUGCAGCCCGGAUCGCCGUCUCUGACGCAGCUUGUCGCCGAGGCCACAAACCUCGCUCGAGCAGUUUUGUCGGUCAAGGCACCCGAGACGGCGUCGAGCCCCAGUCACCACGAAGAAGCGGCUGUCCUUGAUAGCCUGCACAAGGUCGAGACGGAAACCGUUAAAGUGCCAAACAAUGCUCACACCGGCAACCAAUUCCUCAUGCCUUCCACGGCAGAGAUCCAGGCAUGGCUUCAGUUAUUCUUCAGGCAGGCACCUGAAUACUACCUUUUCUCCCUCCGCGCGACUAUCCCCGAUGAUUUCAUGUUGAUGAUUCCCGAACUCAUCGAUAGUCCGGACACCACUCUCGACAAGGCAUGUCUGAUCAGCUGCUACUCCCUUGCUCAACAAGGGCUGGCGCUUGACGAUUCCGAAAUUCCCAAUCGUCUCGCUUAUUCUCAGGGUCUGUACAAGGCGUGCUUAAACCUUCUGGAACCAUGGAAGAACAAGAAACCGCCAUAUACGACGCUUGAUAUUGUGGCUGCUCUGUCGAUGACCAUCUUCUCCUGGAAAUUUCUGGACAACAACCUAGCGAUCUCCAUCUUCAAGCACGGCUGCGCUGUAGCACGUGAUCAGGGCCUGUUCCACAUCGAUGACCCGACAUUCACUCACCACCCACCUCUCACAGAAACCAGGAAAGCAAUGAACCGGCUGCUCUUCUGGCAGAUCUACCAGUUUGACAGCGGUUUCAACCUGCAAGCAGGAGCACCCUCAGCCAUCCAAGACGGCACGUGGAAGGUCGACAUGCCCGUCUUCAACACAUGGAUGUACGAAGAACUGCGUCUCACGCCGGAACACCAUAUCGUCUUUUACGCCACCACGCGGCUGGCGCUGGUGCAGAAGAAAAUGAACGUUGUCCUUGCCAAUGCGGCUGCGAGGAAACGGUCGCCCAGCCACGACAUAUCCGAGCAGUUGAAGGCGACACUGGCGUCACUCGUGGCAGAGGUCCAGACGAUCCUGGACGAUCUGCUGCUCGUCGAAAGAUAUCACUCGGCCACAGACGAUAUGCACAAGUGGUAUUACGGUGACAUACUGUUCAACUUUCACACCACCCUCACGCUGCUAUAUCGCGCGGGUUACUACUCCGCCAUCGGACCGUGUGCGCCAGAUCCCGCAUUGCACUCCGCCCGCGCCGCGAUAAACAUGAUGCGGGAUCUCUACGGACUUAUUCCUAGUCAGCGACAUUGGAACAUCGGCUUCGUCUGUCUCUUCCCGUUCAUCCCCUUCUUUACGCUCUUCUGCAACCUUCUCGUAACCGAAGACCUCACAGCGGCGCAUAGCGACCUCGCGCUGAUAACGUGGCUGCAGCAGACCAUCAGCGACUGGUGCGGCAGCCGGGCGUCGGAGGGGCUGGUGCGGUUCGAGGUGAUCACCCGGCGCCUCAACGAAGUGGGCCACUACCUCAUCUCGAAGAAGUGUGCCGAGGCGUGGUCCGCGCCGCAGCCGGAACCGGAGGUCCUCAUGACCGAUGCCCUGAAUCUGGAGUUUGAUCUCGAUGUGGGACAGUUUUUGGAUAGUCCCGUAGAGUAUGCGCGUAUGCUGGAGACCGGCGUCGUGCAGGUUGAUACUCAUGCGGAGUGGUGGAAUGGGCUCGGGUAUGAGGGGCAGUAGAUGUAUAGUAAUAGACGGUAGACGGGGCGUGUGGAGAGUUAAAAGUCAUUGGUGUUCACAAGUGUAUGGGGAUUUUCGUGAGUAGACGGGUGGAUGUGGAGAGUUACAAGUCAUUGGAUUGGUGUUCACUACACGUGUGUGGGUCCUCUCACGUCUCAUUCGUAUCAGACAUUGGGAUUAAGAACUUGGAACCGGAACUUGGAGCUUGGAACUUGGUCCUUGGAAGAAAGCUUCCUG